Python bivittatus (Burmese python) is the source of this 3174-nucleotide messenger RNA. RefSeq names its product potassium inwardly rectifying channel subfamily J member 5 (gene KCNJ5). The record is from RefSeq and is a predicted model, not a curated record. Gene Ontology annotation, cellular component: plasma membrane. NCBI's taxonomy places the organism in Eukaryota, Metazoa, Chordata, Lepidosauria, Squamata, Pythonidae. Gene Ontology annotation, molecular function: G-protein activated inward rectifier potassium channel activity. Gene Ontology annotation, biological process: regulation of monoatomic ion transmembrane transport; potassium ion import across plasma membrane.
AGUGGCAACUGAGAAGAUAGAGAUGAAGACCAACAGUUCUAACUGAGAGAAGAAGGCAUGGCUAAGCACAGGGGGUGUGAGCAGCGGCUCUGCCUGCAUCUUUUGUUACAGCAAGCAGAGAGAAAGAGGGAGGGCAAAAAGAGGCUAGGAUGAGAAGACCCUCCGUGUUUCUGGUGACAAUGGCAUGGGUCAGACAAUCACAGAACAAGUGGGAUCUUCAUUCACCAGUGGUUUCACCAGCAGCUGCCCCCAGAGAGACUCCUUAGGUACCUCCAUUUGCAGCCACUGAAGGGAGAAUGAAGAAGGAGCAUUAACUCUACUUAGAACAUUAAUGACUCUGACAAGCUUUGAAUUCAGGAGUUUAAGAAUCCAAGCCAAUAUCCUAUGUCUUGUAUUACACUUCCUCUCAUACUGAGCCCAACCAUGGCUGGAGAUUCAAGAAUCUUCAUGAAUCAAGAUAUGGAAAUUGGUGUCACCCACAGAGAGCAAAAGAAGAUUCCCAAACAAGCCCGGGAUGAUGUCCCAAUUGCCACUGAUCGAACACGUCUUUUGGCAGCUGAAAUCAAGAAACCACGCCAGCGGUACAUGGAAAAAACUGGCAAGUGUAAUGUUCAUCAUGGGAAUGUCCAGGAAACUUACCGAUAUCUCAGUGAUCUUUUCACCACUUUGGUGGAUCUCAAGUGGCGCUUUAACCUGCUUGUGUUUACCAUGGUUUACACCAUCACUUGGUUGUUUUUUGGUUUCAUUUGGUGGCUCAUUGCCUAUAUCCGAGGAGACUUAGACCAUGCAGAAGAUGAAGACUGGAUCCCUUGUGUUGACAACCUCAGUGGGUUUGUCUCAGCCUUUCUGUUUUCCAUUGAGACGGAGACCACUAUUGGUUACGGCCACAGGGUGAUCACUGAAAAAUGUCCUGAGGGCAUCAUACUGCUUUUGGUCCAGGCAAUCCUGGGUUCCAUAGUCAAUGCUUUCAUGGUGGGGUGCAUGUUUGUGAAGAUCAGCCAACCAAAGAAGAGGGCAGAGACCCUCAUGUUCUCUAACAACGCUGUGAUUUCCAUGCGGGAUGAAAAAUUGUGUCUCAUGUUCCGGGUUGGAGACCUAAGGAAUUCCCACAUUGUAGAGGCAUCUAUUCGAGCCAAGUUGAUUAAAUCCAAACAGACCAAAGAAGGGGAAUUCAUCCCCUUGAACCAAACAGACAUCAACGUGGGAUUUGACACAGGUGAUGACAGGCUGUUUCUGGUAUCCCCACUCAUCAUUUCACAUGAAAUCAACGAGAAGAGUCCCUUUUGGGAGAUGUCACGUGCCCAGUUGGAGAAGGAGGAGUUUGAAAUUGUUGUAAUUUUAGAAGGGAUGGUGGAAGCAACAGGGAUGACUUGCCAGGCUCGGAGCUCCUACAUGGACACAGAAGUGCUUUGGGGACACCGUUUUACCCCUGUCCUUACCCUAGAGAAGGACUUUUAUGAGGUUGACUACAACAGUUUUCAUAGUACCUAUGAAACCAAUACACCUUCUUGCUGUGCCAAAGAACUGGCUGAGUCUUUCAAGGAAGGACGGCUCCUCAGCCACCUAUCUACCACGAACCUCCUGAAUGGAGAGGAAACAGAAGAAGCAGAAGAGGAGAAAGAACAGCAGGAAGGGAUGGAGAAAGAAGAGAACAGAAAUGAAGGCCUAGAAGCAAUUGAACUGAAUGGAACCAAUGGAACAACAGGAGAGAUGAAGGAGAGCCUGUUUUUAAAAUAGUAAGACUUGAGGAAUGAUAGAAAAUUCAGACUCCCUUGCCAUGGAGGAGGCAGAAGAAGAGGUGGGACAACCUAAGUCUAGAAGAUAAUGUUCUCACUCCGAUGGGUAUUACUGGAUUGAGCUGUACCUCUCCAUAUAAUUUUAGUUUCUCCAUUCCAUUCUGGAGAUUACUAUGAGGAUUUUAUUCACUGUUUUGAGGAUACAUGAAAACUAACCAGCUUAAGGAAAUAUAAUGGCAGUGUAGAUUAUCAUUUAUCUUGAACUGUCCCCCCCCCCCCCCCUUGCAAUGUGAGUCUUCUGCACAGAGGGAGGAAUUUUAAAGGGGAGGGGAGACUUGGCAAAACAAAUGUAGCUAUGAAAUUCUUCUGUCCUUAAUUUAUUGGAAAUGCUAAUUGCUGAAUAAAAAGAGAAAAGGGGAAAUGGGGGUGGGGAACAGGCCUUCUGUAUUUGGCCAAGUGUCUGUUGUAACUUUCUGUGUGAUGGGACAUAGGUGUGAUCAUUUAUCUUUGAGAUUCUGUCUACUGUGACUUCAGCCAAAAUAGGAAAAAUUAUCAUUCAGUGGAGGAAAGGAACUCACUUUCUGAUCCGAAGCAUUAGUGGUUUGUUUUUCCUAUUAUGAUUUAUGUAAAAGGUAAACAGGGGCAACUAAUGUUCUAGCUUCAAAUGAAUUAGGAACUCAAUGGCUAAUUGGCUUUUUGGUUGUCUAAAGGACAUUUUGAAACAUGUUCUUUAUUUCUUAGACUUCUAUCCUGCCUUACCCCCAGGCAUUCAAGCUAGCAUCCAUAACAUGUCCUCCUUCAACAAUUCCACACAGUUUCAGCUACCUUUUGAGAUAGGUUGGGUUGUGAGAGAAAGACUCGCCCAAAGGACCACACAAUGGCUGAAGUUGGACCUGAAUCAUAAAAUCUAGAUUUGAAUGUUGGCAUGCAGUCAUCAAGUCUAGCUUCCAGAUUUAUAUUUUAUUAUGUUAAGUAUCACAUUAAUACAAUUAAAUAUAAUUCAUGUUUAUUCAUCAUAUUUACAGUAUGUUGGUCAGGUUGUCAGAGCAUUGCAUCCUAGAGGAAGAUAUCAGCUGUCUUAGCUAAUUAUAAAGUUGAUAUAAGUCCCUCCACCAAUUAAUCAAUUUAUUUUUUGUCCAGUCAGGACAAGAUUCAUCAUCAAAUCCUAACCAAUUAUUUGUGUGUUGGUGGGGGUGAUGUAAAAAAACCCUGGAAUGAUGGGAAUUGGAAGACUAAAAUAAAAAGGUGAAAACCCUGAAUAGGCACACCCACAUUGGACCAUCUUGAGGUAUCUGCUCCUGAAAUGCUGUUAAAAGAUGUCCAACUGCUUUUAUACCAUUUAUUUCCUGCAUUUGUCAGUGUGGUACAUGGCCCCUUUACAGCAAAGAAUCUGAAGUGGGGAGAACUUGCUUGCAGUUGCUUAUAAAAAUAAAGACUG